This is a messenger RNA of Cicer arietinum (chickpea), 2219 nucleotides long. Its product is annotated as K(+) efflux antiporter 5. Gene Ontology annotation, cellular component: membrane. Gene Ontology annotation, biological process: proton transmembrane transport; potassium ion transmembrane transport. NCBI's taxonomy places the organism in Eukaryota, Viridiplantae, Streptophyta, Magnoliopsida, Fabales, Fabaceae. The record is from RefSeq and is a predicted model, not a curated record. Gene Ontology annotation, molecular function: potassium:proton antiporter activity.
CACAAACAACUUAACUAGAAGCACCAUCAUCAUAAGCAGAACAAGAUAUCCAGAUACAGUUUCCAUUUCCGUUCCCGAUUCCAUGUUUUCCGCAGAAUCAAAUUCCCCAAUUUAACCUUAAAACCCCAAACUCGCGCAACAAUGGCGAAGAAGAAAUUGAGUGUGUUUGGGUUCUGGUUUUGCGUAAUCCACAUCUUGAUCUGUGCUAGGGUUUGUUCUCCUGGUAGAUCCGAUAAAGAAACUCGUGAUAGGUUUUAUGGUAACAUGCUUAAUUCUUCUGCUCCUGAAUCUAAUGAUGGUACUUUGGCUAAGAUGUUCGAUCGUGUUCUUGAGAAGGAGUUUUCUGAAAAUGAUGCACCUGAAGAACCUGAUAAAAACAGCUUCAAUAGCAGUGUAGCUGAUCAGCAGGCAGUAUUGGAGACUGUAGCUAAAAUUACUCAUGAUAAAGCUAAGAGAAAUGAUACGCGUGAGGGGAAUGGCACAAGAUCAUUUCAGUUUCAAGACGUGUUCUCUCUGGAAAAUGAAGAUUCUGAUGAUGUGACUACUUUGAUUGACAAAAAGGAUAACGUCUUUGUGAUGUCAAACAAGAAAUCCAAAUAUCCUGUGCUUCAAGUGGAUGUGAGGCUAAUAUCAGAUUUGGUGGUCAUCAUAGUUUCUGCAGCCAUCGGUGGAAUUGUCUUUUCCUGUUUGGGGCAACCGGUUAUUGUGGGGUAUCUUCUUGCAGGCUCCCUUAUUGGACCAGGGGGUUUAAAAUUCAUAAGUGAAAUGGUGCAGGUUGAGACUGUUGCACAAUUUGGGGUAGUGUUUCUUCUCUUUGCUUUGGGGCUGGAGUUUUCCUUAGCAAAGUUAAAAGCGGUUGGGCCUGUUGCUGUUCUUGGAGGGCUGCUUCAAAUUGUAAUAUUCAUGUUCCUUUGCGGAAUUCUUGCGAUGUUAUGUGGAGGAAAAUUGUCUGAGGGUGUUUUUGUUGGUUCCUUUCUGUCAAUGUCAUCAACAGCAGUGGUGGUAAAGUUUUUGGCGGAGCGGAAUAGUAAUAAUGCUCUUCAUGUUCAAGUUACAAUUGGCACUCUUAUUUUUCAGGAUUGUGCAGUGGGUUUACUAUUUGCUUUACUCCCAGUCUUGGGUGGUAACAGUGGUCUUUUACAAGGGAUUAUUUCAAUGGGAAAACUGUUGCUAGUAUUGUCCUUGUAUCUCACUGCUACAUCUAUACUGUCUUGGUCGUUUGUUCCUCGCUUUCUCAAACUGAUGAUGCGGCUCUCAUCUCAGACUAAUGAACUUUAUCAGCUUGCUGCUGUUGCUUUCUGCUUGUUAUCUGCAUGGUGCAGUGAUAAGCUUGGUCUUAGUCUUGAGCUGGGUUCAUUUAUGGCUGGGGUUAUGAUUUCUACAACAGACUUUGCUCAACAUACUCUGGAUCAGGUGGAACCAAUUCGUAACCUAUUUGCAGCUUUGUUCCUCUCAAGUAUUGGAAUGCUUAUACAUGUGCAGUUCCUGUGGAACCAUGUGGAUAUCUUGCUUGCAUCUGUUAUUUUAGUUGUUGUUGUUAAGACUGCUGUUGCUUCUAUAGUUACAAAGGCCUUUGGGUAUAGUCUUAAGACAUCAUUUAUAGUUGGUAUCUCACUUGCUCAAAUUGGAGAAUUUGCUUUUGUUCUGCUGAGUCGUGCUUCAAAUCUUCAUCUUGUUGAGGGGAAAAUGUAUCUUCUCCUUCUAGGGACAACGGCUCUCAGUCUGGUCACAACGCCGCUUUUGUUUAAAUUGAUACCUGCUGUCAUGAAUCUGGGUGUUCUCAUGCACUGGUUCCCCUCUGAAAAUGGCACACAAAAUGCGGGUAAAGCUUUGAUGAUUGAGGCAAACAGAAUCUUAUGAGUCUCCAAAUUUUUAUUCAUAACAUCAAACAGUAUAGUGUAAGCAAUUAUCUACUUUUAAAGUGGCCAAUGAAAUCAGGGUUUCUUCUUUACUGUUUCUGUUGCUGCUAGUUUCAUGACAAGCUUCAGAAGAAACAGUUAGUAUAGUCACUUCCAUUGAAAGUCAAUGGAAGAUCUCAUGUAAUGUACAUAAUAAGCAUAUCAGUUUUGUAUUCUUUUAGCAAGCAAUGUAUAUAGGAUAUUACACGCCUGUCUUGUUGCUAACGCUGAUCUAAUUACAUCAUAAGACACUUGUUAGCUUGUAUCUGCUUCUAUGAAUUUUUUAUGGAUGAAAUGAUUGGCAAUUUUAUUCACUCUAAA